Arthroderma uncinatum is the source of this 5931-nucleotide messenger RNA. Its product is annotated as nuclear import and export protein Msn5. NCBI's taxonomy places the organism in Eukaryota, Fungi, Ascomycota, Eurotiomycetes, Onygenales, Arthrodermataceae. The transcript is spliced from 16 exons. Gene Ontology annotation, molecular function: steryl-beta-glucosidase activity. Gene Ontology annotation, biological process: ergosteryl 3-beta-D-glucoside catabolic process. The coding region runs from base 1 to 5931 and encodes 1976 amino acids. The record is from RefSeq and is a predicted model, not a curated record.
AUGGCUCCUCUCAAACUGCGUGUCGAGGGGAAUGUUUUCCGGGACUCUCACGACCGAGAGGUCAUCUUGAGAGGAAUAAACCUCGAUGCCACGGCGAAGUAUCCGAGGAUACCGGACGUCCCAUCGCACGAAGUCAACGGGUUCUACGACGGGGACGACGUUUCCUUUGUAAAUAGACCGUUUACCCUCGAAGAGUCACACGCCCACUUCUGCAGGCUCAAGAAAUGGGGGUACAAUCACAUUAGAUAUGUGUUUACGUGGGAAGCAAUCGAGCAUGCCGGGCCAGGCCGGUACGACGAGGACUGGAUCACAUUUACCGUCGAGAUGCUGAGGAUCGCGGGAUCCUAUGGCUUCUAUGUAUAUAUGGAUCCGCAUCAGGAUGUGUGGUCCCGUUUCUCAGGCGGUUCCGGGGCGCCGCUAUGGACGCUGUACGCUGCAGGUCUUGAUCCACGAAAUUUCCAUGAUACUCAGUCUGCUCUAGUUCAGAAUACGUACCCGGAUCCAGCGGCAUUCCCUAAGAUGAUCUGGAGUACCAACUAUACCAGACUCAUCUGCCAAACGAUGUUUACCCUCUUCUGGGCUGGAAAGGACUUUGCUCCAAACGCAAUCAUUGACGGCAUGAAUAUCCAAGACUAUCUCCAAAACCAUUUCAUUGCUGCUUGCAAGCGUUUAGCAACUAGAAUCCACGAGGCUGGGGACCUAGAAGGUUCAGUGGUCAUCGGAUGGGAAAAUGUUAACGAACCUCACAGGGGUAUGAUCGGAAUUCCAGAUAUAUCUGUUAUCCCGGCCGAUCAACAACUGCAGCUCGGGACGUCACCAACGGCCUUUCAAGGUAUGAUGACAGGCUCAGGUUUCCCCUGUGAAGUCACACAGUGGGAAUUCGGCACUUUCGGACCAACUCAAACAGGCAGGACGCUAGUUGACCCAGAGGGGAAAUCUGUAUGGCUCAAGGUUGAUCGUGCCGAUUUUUACGGCUGGAAAAGGGAUCCUCGAUGGAAACUCGGAGAGUGUAUCUGGGCGCAGCAUGGAGUAUGGGACCCUGCUACGCUGACAUUACUACGCAAGGGCCACUUUGGCACUCACCCUAGGACUGGGCAAGCAUUGGAUUAUGAAGGUUUCAUCAAUACGUACUUCCUAGAACAUUAUCGGAAUUAUCGUGAUGCUCUGAGGAGUGUUGAUUCGAGCAUGAUCAUGUUCUGCCAGCCACCUGUACUAGAAAUACCUCCAACCAUCAAGGGAACGGCGGAUGAUGACCCCAAUAUGGUUCAUGCGGUCCAUUUCUAUGACGGACUGACUCUAAUGUCAAAGCAUUGGAAUCGGUACUAUAACGUCGACGUGGUUGGAAUACUUCGUGGGAAAUACUGGAUCCCGGCAUUUGGUCUUAAAAUCGGCGAAACCGCGAUUCGAAACUCCUUCCGUGAUCAAUUGCACUUCCUUCGUGAAGAGAGUUAUAAAAAUAUGGGCAACCACCCUCUCCUACUAACGGAAACUGGUAUUCCCUUUGAUAUGGACGAUAAGCAUGCAUAUAAGACAGGCGACUACUCCAGCCAAAUAAGCGCCAUGGACGCGAAUCAUUUUGGUAUCGAAGGCUGCGGAGGUAAUGGGUACAGCCUUUGGACCUAUGCUAGCGAGAAUUCACACAAAUGGGGAGACAACUGGAAUGGAGAGGAUUUGUCGAUUUACUCGCCCGACGAUUUGGAACUACCAAACGGGAAGUCGCUAGCAUCCGGUAUGAUCACAUUGGACCCUUCUUCUCCAUCUUUCUCGCAGAGUAGAGCCGGCUUACAAACUAUUCGGGUUGAACCGGAUAAUUUGAAAGCAGCUCUCCCUACCGCAUCGAUUACUACCGAAUCCCAAUUAAAGGACGGCGAAGAACACAAAGGGUUCCGUGCUGUAGAGGCAUUUGUACGGCCCGGCCCGGAAGCCGUACACGGUCGCAUAACAAAGCAUGGCUUUGACCUACAAAACUGUACCUUUUCGCUAUCCCUAACCGCCGACACCGCGACCGUCACCGAUUACCCGACUCUCAUAUAUCUCCCUGAAUUGCACUUUCCAAAGGACAAAUCCGAGGUCACUGUAAGUGGUGGGAAAUGGGAGAUAUUCUCUCAAGAGUUCCAGCUGGGAACCGUUCAGUUCCUGAGAUGGUGGCAUGCCGAGAGUGACCAGACUAUAUCAGUCCAUGGUGUCAAACGCGAACUUGCGGGCGUCGUUAAUCCGACUGACGGCGAAGGAUACAUCGAACAGUGCAAGCAACAUUCAUGCACGUUAAUCGCGGACUCUGAAAAAUUCUUCGCCACGCUAUUUAGACACCAAACGCCAAAACCUGACCCAACUUCGACCACUCCAGACCAACUGCAUUUAUAUAUUGAUCGCGUGAACCCGACUCUGCAGCCACGGAAAAUAGAGAAGGUCGAUGGUAGGGGUAUGGCUGAUUCUAUUCCGCAAAAUGACGGGAACGGGGGAGCCCCUCAGCUGGCAAGUAUAAUUCAAGCUCUCGAAGUUAUACAUUCGCCCGCGUCAACGAACGAAGUCAGGAAGCAAGCCUCGGAGUUUCUCGAACAGCAGAAGCAUGAAAAGGCAGCUAUACAGAACGGCUACUUUUUAGCUGCAGACAAGAGCCAUUCCCCCGUAGUUCGGCACCUCGGAUUGUCCUUAUUGGAACAUGUCUUACGGUACAGGUUCCUGGAACUAUCUCCAGACGAGCUUAACCAUACAAGAGGGCUCGUUAUGCGCCUUGCCGAAGGGCUUCAGUAUGAGGACCCGUCUUACAUCCGUAACAAGGUUGCUUCAUUAUGGGUGGAACUUGCGAAGCGUACCUGGGGUGUCGACUGGUCGGGCAUGGAUGAGUCGUUGGUGCAGCUAUGGGGUGCGACUUUUGCACAUAAAGAGCUUGUGCUUAUGGUCCUGGAGACUUUAUCGGAGGAUAUAAUUCAUCAAGAGGACACGGCCUCGUCUCUACGGGGCACUGAUUUGAACAGAGCACUAGUCGAAAUUUGCACUCCAUAUGAAGUUUUCAAGGAGGUAUACCCAACAAGGGACCAUCACACCGAAGUCCGUUGCGGGAGCGAGGGCUGGCUUUUCAGAGUCUCUUCCUUCUUGGAUGACUGUGUGCGGAACUUACAUGCAUCUGCGGAGGCCAAAUCUUGUGCAAUAAAGUCCUUGAGCUGUCUUCGCUCGUUUGUUGCGUGGGCUAUACCGAUGGCGAUAGCUUCGUCCCAGUGUGUUACGGCGAUAUGCCACGCGCUUACAGUUGAAGACGACGCUAUCCUUCUGGCGGUAGUGGAGGCGUUGCACGCAUUGUAUGGGCGAUCAACAUAUGACAUUGAGGAAUUCCAAAGACUUGUGAAUAUAAUUUAUCAAAAUGACCAUCUUAACCUCCUUAGGAAGUUAUAUGAAUGGUCAAUUGUCAGCGCCGAUAACAUCAUCGAAUCAAAAUAUUCUAUAUCCAAGAAACUAUCCGAGUUAAUGUCAUAUAUUGCAGGGUUCUUAGAAGAGAAAAAUGUUGACUUUACGAAAACAGUCGACCUCCCUAGUCUUUUCUCCUUUCUAAUUAGUAUCCUCCAGCACCCUAGCCUUGUUGUAUCCAUCCCGGUUCUUCAUUCCUGGUCGAGGUUACUGGCCUCAGACCAAAUUGGGGGAUUGGAGAUUGUCAACAGCUUAAUAGGACAGCUGUUGGAGAUCUGUUCACAGCGCCUUGUGCGAUAUGAGGCACUGCCUGAAGAUUCUGAUGAUCCAACUGUUGUGUUCCUUGGUGAAGAUAUCGAUACAAUACCAGAGAGGCACGCCUUCGUUGGUAACUAUCGAAGAUACUGCAGCCAGGUAAUUGAGGUCAUCGUCCAAAAACACACGCUUGAAGCAAUCCCUCACAUUCUCUCUCGGGUUGAUAACUCCCUGAAUAACAUAUACGCUGGGAGCGCUCCAUUUGAUAUGGCCACAUUCCAGAAACAAUCGAUACCUGCGCUGCGUGCAGAUAUUCAGUUUACAGUUGUUGAGGCAAUGCUUAAAGGCUAUCUCAAAUGGAAGGGUUCCUUGGGUUCUGAGCCCCAACAAGAUGAACAACAGCGUCUGGAUAUUGAAGGUACACUUGAAAACUGGGCUAUGAGCCUGAUGGAUCGCAAUUUUGAAGAUCCAAGUAUAAAGCAACGGGUACUACGAUUAUGUGUUGACUUUUCAGCGAAGGCACUGGUAGAUCGGCCGAGUUACGCACUGAAAGUCCUUGAACACAUCUUGAUGGUUCAAAUCCCGGACCGUCCAGAGCAUUCAGCUUUCUCUGACUCAGUGAAGGAGCUCUACAGUAUGGCUACUUACGAAAUUAGGAGACUUGCGAUUGGAUAUGCCGACUACUUUGCAAACUAUUACGAACCGCUGGAACAGAAGGCGCAGGAAAUAGGGCAAAGACCCAAUGAUGAAGGGCGGCCUCAAAUGGAGCUAUCUGCCGUCCUUUUAAUUAUCAUGCAACGGGCUCGGAAUGUAGACCCAUAUCUUCGACAGUCUCGAUUAAAUUCGUUCAUUGAGCCCAUAAGGCAAUCAUGGGCCAGCGAACAACUGAAGCUGAUGCUGGGUUCAUUUAAAGGGUUUUAUGAAGUCCUUGGUUUGGAUAAAGUACGCCCCUAUCUUCAGGAACGGGAAGCGCAGAAGUUAGAGGACUGGACCGCGGUCCCCCUGGACGCAGAAGGGAUACGUAUCCAGGAGCACCUGAGUGUAAAAUUUCAGGAAUUACCCCUACGCUCUACGCGCACAUUGCUUGCUGUAUCGACAGAAAGGGUAAAAAGGGACGAGCCGGCAUAUCAAAUCGCAGUCGAUCUAUGGAAAGAUACCGUUCCGAUAAUCCUACCGACUUUACUGCAGCUUAUUAGUCAUGCCCACGCCUUCCAUAAUCCUGAUAACUGGGAAGGGCUUCCUGAGGAUAUGCGCCCAGUUGAGCUGCCCGUCCCUCUAUCGCAAGCUCUUUAUAAGGAUGCUUUCUCCCUCUCCUCGCACCAGUUCUCCAUUUUGCUGAAUAUUUCACGGUGUCUCAUAGAUGAUUGCCCGGUGGCUGUCCGGAGAAGUUUUCUACCUCCCAUGAUGUCGGCACUAUUUGCACAACUCGAUAGAAAAAUUACCACCGAGUGGGACAUCAUCCAGCGCCGAAGAAUAGGUGUAGUGGAUGAUGAUCUUACUGAGGAAAUGAAAGAUGAGAGUAUUCUCCGGCAGCUGACAUACUCAGCAGUUAUUAUGGUGGCCAGCUUUCUGGAUCCUCAACGGGAAGAAACGUCCCAGGGCCCUUCGGAAGUAGGCGAACUAGAGACCGGCGAGGGAAGCAAACCUGAGACCAUGCGAAGUUUCAUUCUUUCCUCCACCCAGAUUCUUGAACCUGUCUUGUUAUUCUGUACACAUGCCUUACAGAUGCAUGAUACACGUUGCUGCACCAUAAUAACUCGCGUCAUUCGAUCUAUAUUAACCGAAUUUGUCCCUUCCGUUGACACACCGACAGCAGCUACAAUCCGUGAAUUUAUCAGCAGCGAAGUUUUGAAGGCGUGCAUAAAUUCCGUGCAUGAUCCAUACUUUGUGGACAUGCAGAAGGAUCUAGCACAACUCAUUUCUACAAUAUGGAUUUUAUACGGCCCUACUACCAACACACCAAGGUCCAUUAUGUUGAGCCUACCAGGAAUGGCAGAGGCAAAAGUAAAGGCGACCGAGGAAGCAUUGUUAUGUUCUACCUCCGGCCGGCAACAAAAAGCUCUCGUAUUGGAUCUGCUAGAAGGCGUGAGAGGUGUGAGGAUUAGCGAGCAGGGACGGAUUUUGGGCACAGCCUCAAGCCGUAGAAAAGAGCGCAGCGCAAUGCAGGCGCGUUACAUGACCACGGAAAUGGAGGGGCAGGAAAGCAAGAAAGUCGAUGUGAAUGACGGCGCAGAUCUGACAUUUGUUGCCGACAUGUUUGGUCAGACUUAG